AUGUCUGCAAUUAUAUCAGCUGUAUUUAAAGCCACCAUCGGCUUGAUCGUGGAUAAAGGAAGAGAUGUAGCAGCGGAGAGGCUGAAAGAAGGUGACGUGGCUGAUCAGAAAUUUCGCAGCCUCAUCGUGCGUGAUUUGAAAGAGAUCCACUACAAGUUGGAUGCUUUAUCACAAAAGGAUCUUAAUGCAGCUAUAGACUUCUUUGAAACAGGACUCGGAUGUCUAUACAAGGCAGUCGAUACAAUGCGCAGUGCUAAUGUUAGUUUGGGAGCAGCGAAGGUAUCUGAAAGAAAUGAAGAAGGUGACUUUAAACAAGUAACUUUGCCCUCGGACACUGACCCUGAAAAGACAUUAGUCCUUGCAGAUGGAAUAAGAAACAUGCAACUAACUGAGUUGGAUGAAACAACGAAAAGUCUGCUUUCUGACGCACUAGAGAAAUUCAGAUUAGCUGUUGAAGACGCGACACACGCCUGUAACAAUGAAGCCCUCAGCACUUUUGACCGAAUCACAGCCAUUCGAUAUCGUGUUAUGGCGGCUAUGUUAAAGUCAGCAGCUGAGACAGUGAGAACCACUGGUGACUUGACAAGUACUUUGCAGAAAGCAUUACCAGAGUGCGAACAGUGCCUGAAGAAACUCAAUUCGUUACCUGCUGUUCAAAACAGCUAUAAAGUGGAGCUCAGUAAAGGUCUCCUAAACAUAAGAGGUCAGUUUGGUAAAGAUGAACGGAUGCAAAUAAUUUCCACUGUAUGUCAGGUAAAUCGCACCAUCUACGAUGUCAUGCGAACGGUUGGUAAAGACGUACAUGUCUUGGCGUGGCCAUAUGUUGACACCGGAGAAGAUAAAGUUGACCCUCUUCGCGAUGUAAGAGUGUUACAAGUGUUGGAGAAAUCAGAGAAAGUUGACAUGGAGCACUACCGCAUUACACCGGGGUUGUCGUUUGAUAUGCCAGGCAUCCACUGUGCUACUAACACCGUGGGACAGUUUCUGAUUGCAGGAGAGCGCGGGGAAACCGUGCAUGUUUUCGAUAAAAAUGGUAUGUUUCAGUUUAGGUUUAGGCCCCAAACUGAUGAUGCUAAAACUAAGAUUCAAAUUCGUGAUCUCGUCACUGAAGACGUUAGCGAGAAGAUCUAUUUACUGAUCGGACUGUACAAUGAAGAACGAUGGGAGUCAAGUGAAGUGCAGGUUUUAAACAAAACCGGUGACCUUCAGUACAAGUUUCCUGUGACACGCGAGAGUAGACUGGUAGUUAGCGGCAGCAAACUAGUAAUAUUGGGAUCAAGGGAGGCUGACGUUUACGAUCAGAAUGGUGAGUUUGAUCGUAGUUUUGAGGUUUUCAAGAGUGGACGCGACAAGUAUUUAUUUGAUUGCACUGCUACUUACGAUGGUCGCAUCAUGAUAACUCACCGUAAAAGAGACUACAGCGAUUACCACUGUGUUCAUGUAUUCACAAUGGAGGGAAAGGAGAUUGCAAGAUUCAGAUCUGGCGUCGGAUUAGAUUUAGCCUUCAUGCGCUUUUCACCUCGCUCUGCAGGUGAACAUGUUGUCAUCGCUGGUUACAAUAGAGAGGAUGGGAUCAUAACAGUGGAGUUAUACACUGUGGAUGGAAAACUAGUGCGAAGAGUUCUGCUGCGUAAUAAAAGUAGAUUUCUUUUUGAUGGAAUUACGGUGACCAUGGAAGGACACAUCGCUGUGUUUUUUGGUGGAAAGGCCGUUGUAUACAAAAACUAAAAGACGCGGCUUUUUGCCUGGACAAAUAUUGUGAGGAAUUUCAUACAAAACAACUGAGUUACAGCACAAAUCAUAACUAUAACAAAAUUCUCAAAUCUGAUUGACUAUCAACUGCCCUGAUUUUAGCGUUAAUAGGACAGUACGCAUCAUUCCUAAGUAAUUGGACAGUACGCGCCAUCACCCGCGCGCUUAACUGGAUUUUUUUUACUGGUAGCAAAAAAAAAUCUUAGAAUUUCUUGUUUUUUGAUUAUACAAAGAGCCUUAUAAAUAAAAAAUUUUGUUAAAGUUAUGAUUAAUUUGUAACAGAACUUCGUGUCGUUUAAUUCGGUCUAUAAUCAUACUCUUGAUUAUACAAAUCGGGCUCCCGUUACGCGGUCAUCCGAUUUGGUUAAUCACGAGUAUGAUUACAGACCGAGCUGGACUCCACUCAGUCCUGUUACCAUUACUAACAAGCUUUUUCUUUUCAAAAAUAUCAUAUCUCUAUAUAUUUUAUGAAAUCUAUUAGGCACAGGUUAACACUGUUAAUUGAUACUUUUGGAACUGUCAAAAAAAAACUUUAACGUUGUAAUAAGUUUUUCAUGCCGGGGAAAAUUAUAAAGCCAAAGACGUUUUAAUCUCUAGAAUCCUUUAAAAUUUCAAACGAUGUAAUAAUAUUUUAUUCAUCAGUCGGGAUUUUUGCUUAAAAAGAAUGGAGUAUGGCCCGGCCACCAAAAUCCGUUGAACUAAUCAAGCAUUUACAACAGAUUCGUUUUUUCCUUGACGGCUAUCCUUCCCAUGCUCAUCUUAUUUCGCGAACAUGAACAGUACACUUCCUUUAACGUGAGGUUAACUUUCUGGCUAUACUAAAAAUUUCGCGUGUUUCAGAUCAGAUGCUAACAAAGUUGCAAACACAAAAAAUUGGUGAUUACCGGUACAAAAUUUUCCAAUUGUUUCCAAACGCCAAACUCUAUUUUUCGUCAUACUGCGAACAGGGCCCAAUACUCGCACUUAGAUGAAAAAGUUUAAGCCCUUAGGUUGUGCACUAAUUGCGAUGAGCACAUUCGCUUUUAUAUCGGGCUGAAGCCGGAUGUGAACUUAUACCUGUUAAAAAAUAUAUACAGCUGUAGCUAAAUGUUGGUUUUAAUUUGUUAAUGAAUCACUUCCAGUAAGUUUGACUUUGUUUCUUUGGAAAACGAGAAAAAUCGUGGAUGAGACCUCGUCACUACCGAAACACUGCGGCUUAGCAUUCUCGCCAAGCCAAAUUGGUCUACUGAAUGGGUCAAACAUUUGAGCUCGGAGGAAUAAUUUCCAUGCUCUGCUAUAUUUAAGACCAUGAUCUUUAGAUACUCAGACAAGUUUUCCUGGGGAAAGAUAUCUCAUAAAGUUACCUUCAACAGACUCCUGCUUGAUAGGACUGAUUUUGAACUGCAACCCCUUAAUUUAUUAUUCAUCCAAAAUAUAUGCGCCCUUUUCUGAUUGGCUUAAAGGCCAACGGGUGUUUACCGUAUUUUGAAGAUGCGAGCAACAUAUCAUCGAUUCGAUGGUAUACAUUUCAUUGGAAACGAGGGAACUAGACAAUCGAUCAACCUCGUUUUCCAUGCGCGGCCGACUAGCUGUUAUUGACGAGUGAACUAAAAAAUGGCGUUCACGGCUAUCCGAAGAUGAAGUAGCUGAAUUUCUAACUAAAACUUCACGGAAUAAAUGCAAAAAUAUACAAAAUAUAUCGCUCGUGGAUAACAUCCUCCUUGAUCUGCAUAAUUCUUUACAUUCUACUUAGCCUCAUUCAAUAAUUGCUAAAUAUGUAAUAAUCCAACACUCUUAAAUGGCUCUGGUGUGUUGUCUCGCCUUAGCUCGCUGGCAAUUGAAUAACAAAGUAAUUUUCUGUUUCCUCCAGUUUGAUUUUCGCUGUAAUAUUGCAUUUUCCAUGUAAUGUGUGAUCAGUACAAUAAGUGUAUUCCUUUCCCACAAAACUAACGUUAGAGGUUUAUAAUACUAAACAAAGUUCAUAUACAAAGAACGGGGGCGCAGCUAUACGUUUAGGCGAUAGAAUGUGCUUAGUAUAAGGAAAAAAUCAGAUCGGAAUUGAUCAGAAUUGAUUUAAUGUAAGACAAGAGCUCUUCGCUCGCUUUUGAAUUAGUGAUGUAAAAUUUACUUUACGAAUCUUAAUGACCCAUAGAAAUGUUUUUGUUAACAGUAGAUAACAGCAAACCUGUAAAGUCAUAGGAAAAUUUAGUGAUUUUUGUAAAUAAGAAAAUAAUAAUAACGACAAUACAGAGUAACAGAAACUUUAACGCGUUCAUUCUUAUAUAGCCCCAAUUUUUUUGUAAUUACCCAUUUUUGUAUAAUUUACCCCUGUAUUUAGCCUGCGUAGCAGGCGCUUGUAAGUAGUGGGAGAAAGAGAGAACAGGCGCGCGCGAGGGAGACACGCGAGGGGUGAGUCUCCUUCUCGCGCGCCCGUUUUUUCUUGCGCCCACUACUUCCAAGCGCCUGCUACACGGGCUACCCUGUAUUCAUUAUUUAGUUCUGGUGGUUUUUUUGUUGCAAUAAAAUAAGUACUGUACCGUACCUUUAUUGUAAACAGACCAAUACCUCCGUUUGAAGAGGCAAUAAAGAUUUAGUUUCUCUGUUAAAAGCGUUGCCUGCAAACCUGAAUAACAUACCUGAGAAGAUCGAGAAGGGUGUGAUUUGCACAGUACAGUGGGGUCCACACACGUCCAAGUGCUGUAUUUUCUUUUUUUUCAGCUGUGAGCUACGUUAAGAAACAAUUGAGGUGCUGAUGGCCCGGCUGCCUGAUGUUACUUGUCGCAUAAUUUGUAGAAAACGUGCAAUGAAUUUAAUUGCGAUAACUGCUGUUUGGUGGCGAAACAUGUCGCGUUCACGUGAAAGUAGACUGCGCGGGUCACGGAAAUAGCAGGCAAAAGUAACCGCCGCCGUACGCGCGCGAACUUUAAAUAGAUUUCAAAUAAUUAUCAUGGGGUACAGGGAUUUGCUCUCUUAGCUCAUUCUUGAUAAGUAUCGGGCGCAGGUGAUGAUACAUAAAUUUUCCCUAUUUCUAGUCGGCAGUUUUUACAAGGAGCAGUCAGUUUUUUUAACGAAAGCUUUUGUUUUGAAGCAAAUAACAGAUUGAUGACGGAGCUAAAAGGACAUUUUCGUGUUUUGUGAUUUUAGAGGCCGAGCUAGGCCGGUGAAUAUCAUGAUAAAAGAUUCGAAGAUAUCGUGGCAUUUGAGCAGGUAGCUGUAAUUCUCUUUCUGAUAAUACCGGUUUGGAUUGUAAAUUGCUUGGAGGCCGUUGCAAUCAGGAUAACCGACACCUGCUUUUCAGGUGAGGGUUGCGUUUGUUUAUUUGGCCGCAUUAAAGCCUGGGACAGGUAUUAAGACUGAACAAGCAAGAGAAUGCGACAAAAAAUUAGGGAAAGAUUGAGUUAUAACGUGUACAAUGAUUAAGUGAGAUGGCUAGCACUGCAGCUAUCGUAAUAUGCAGUAUUGCCGCAUUUGAAUCACUUCUCAUUCUAACUGCCAACACCUUCACUGUAUACAUUUUCUGGUCUCAUCGAAACAAGCUAAAACGCACUUCGUUUUUGUUAAUUAACUUGGCUGUAGCAGAUUUGCUCAUCGGAUUCACAGAACCAGUAGCGAUCGGAACAGUCGGAAUACCACAGCGAUUUGGCCAAGAAUACUACGGGAAUGUUUCAACCGCAUUUCAAGCCAUGUUCGCUGCCACUUCUGUCGUCUGCCUCGUUUCCUUGGAACGAACGUUUGCAUUGAUUUGCCCAUUUCGACAUCGAGUGAUAAGCACUCGAGCUUACAUCCACAGUAUAAUUUUUGCAUGGUUUUCAGGAAUAACUGUGGGUCAUUCACUUUGCUUGCUGUAA
Porites lobata is the source of this 5579-nucleotide messenger RNA. Lineage: Eukaryota; Metazoa; Cnidaria; Anthozoa; Scleractinia; Poritidae. The record is from the annotation of a GenBank genome assembly.